UUUCGUCUUAUAUCCCCGCUUUUAGGUCCGAGUCUUAACUCAUCCUCAGUUAACAAUCGUUAGAAGCGAAGCCUUCACAUGAAAUCCCUCCGGUAGCAAUUGGUUCGAUCAUUUGCUGACCGAUCAAUUGGAAAUCCCGAGCGGAGAAGCAGGUUUAUUUUUUAUCUUAGUGGAUUUGAAGGCUCAUUUUAGAUCUCGUCGGCAGCGAUGCCCGUGGCAGCUUCCGCUAUUUACUUCCUCAACCUUCGCGGCGAUGUCCUCAUCAAUCGCCUCUACCGUGACGACGUCGGAGGCAACAUGGUGGAUGCUUUCCGGACACAUAUAAUGCAAACAAAGGAACUUGGCACGUGUCCUGUGCGACAAAUUGGGGGCUGCUCUUUCUUUUAUAUGAGGAUUAGUAAUGUGUACAUUGUGAUUGUGGUUAGCAGCAAUGCCAAUGUUGCUUGUGCAUUCAAGUUUGUUGUGGAGGCAGUUGCAUUAUUUAAAUCUUACUUUGGAGGGGCUUUUGAUGAAGAUGCUAUCCGAAAUAACUUUGUUUUGAUAUAUGAACUGUUGGAUGAAAUUAUGGAUUUUGGUUACCCUCAAAACCUGUCUCCUGAAAUCUUAAAGCUCUACAUAACUCAGGAAGGUGUGCGAUCCCCAUUUUCAUCUAAGCCUGCAGACAAACCUGUUCCAAAUGCAACUUUACAAGUUACUGGUGCUGUUGGCUGGCGCAGAGAGGGGCUUGUUUAUAAGAAAAAUGAGGUGUUCCUUGAUAUUGUGGAAAGUGUUAAUCUUCUGAUGUCUUCAAAAGGUAGCGUUCUGCGCUGCGAUGUCACAGGGAAGAUUCUUAUGAAGUGCUUCCUUUCUGGAAUGCCUGAUCUGAAGUUGGGCUUAAAUGAUAAAAUUGGCCUUGAAAAAGAGUCACAACUUAAGUCCCGUCCUACUAAGAGUGGAAAAACCAUUGAGCUUGAUGAUGUUACUUUCCAUCAAUGUGUAAACCUGACAAGGUUCAAUUCAGAAAAGACUGUUAGUUUUGUUCCUCCAGAUGGUGAAUUUGAAUUAAUGAAGUAUCGUAUCACGGAGGGGGUCAAUCUUCCUUUUCGGGUUUUACCUACUAUCAAGGAAUUGGGUCGGACACGUAUGGAAGUGAAUGUAAAGGUGAAGAGUGUUUUUGGGGCAAAAAUGUUUGCACUUGGAGUGGUUGUUAAGAUUCCAGUACCAAAACAAACAGCAAAAACGAAUUUUCAGGUGACAUCCGGCCGAGCUAAGUACAAUCCUUCUAUUGACUCUUUGGUCUGGAAGAUAAGAAAAUUUCCUGGACAAACUGAGUCAACAUUGAGCGCAGAGGUAGAAUUAAUCUCCACAAUGACUGAAAAGAAGUCUUGGACUCGGCCUCCAAUUCAGAUGGAAUUUCAGGUUCCUAUGUUUACAGCAUCUGGAUUGCGUGUUCGUUUCCUCAAGGUGUGGGAAAAGAGUGGGUACAACACAGUUGAAUGGGUUCGUUAUAUUACAAAAGCUGGUUCUUAUGAAAUUAGGUGCUGAGAUGGCUUACGGGUGUCAUUAGAGGUCUGUGCAAAGAGAACAAAUUGCCAACACAAGUAAUCAUGAUCUAACCACAUGACCUCAUCUUGCUCUGGGUUGAGGCAUCUUCUCUUUCUGCGUCUUGUAUUCUUCAAGGAAAAGGUUAUUUGUCGAAUGACAAAAUACAAAUAGAAAUUUCAGGUUAAUGUUAUUUGUGAAGGCCUCUGCGUGCCGCUCUUCAAAGUGUGAAAUUAGUUUUUCAGAUUCUGUUGUAAAGUGUCGGAAUUCUUAAGUAGGUCUGAGAGAGAGCUAGCAUUAGAUGAGAGCCAGAUUUCUGUUAAUUUCUGACACAAUUUAUUCCUCUUAUUAGUUUGAUAGUGAGUGUGAAAAUCAAUGAAUUUUGUUGGAAAGAAAUGUUUUCGUGGAUGAUUAUGAGCUGUGGGACAACCGCUCUAAACUGUAAUAUUCUGGGGAUACAAUAUUUUGUUUCCAUCAAGUUCUUUUUCUUUGCUGCAGC
Messenger RNA from Sesamum indicum (sesame), 2020 nucleotides. RefSeq names its product AP-2 complex subunit mu. Gene Ontology annotation, cellular component: clathrin adaptor complex. Lineage: Eukaryota; Viridiplantae; Streptophyta; Magnoliopsida; Lamiales; Pedaliaceae. The record is from RefSeq and is a predicted model, not a curated record. Gene Ontology annotation, biological process: vesicle-mediated transport; intracellular protein transport.